AGGGAAACAGUGGAAGAGUUCAAGGGUAGGCUAUAUUUUGUGACUUUUCAAGUCUAAGGAAUUUGCGACAAUAUAGGUCGCACAAAAACAUGUCUGUAGUCAAAACACACGUUGCCUCAGAAAUCACUGAAAUAAAACGAACUGCCUGCUUUAAAAGAAGGCUCUUGAGUCAGUUGUAUCACCAAACAUUAGAGUAGUACAGGAAAUAUAUAUUCACAUCUAUAACCUGAAUAUCUGUUCAGAUUCAUUCCAAAAUAUGGUCUGUGGCGACGGCAUAGGAUGAUAUUAUAUCCGUCCAUAUCAGUCGAAUACAUUAUUAGAGGGGGAAGAUGAAGCGAUCAGCUCACUGGGCGUGAAGACCUGGGUGUGAAUACCAGUGAGCUGAAUAGUGACUUUUUUAGUCGCGCACUGGAAAGACGAAAACCUGCUGCCAAACGACAGACUGGUUUAAUUUAUGCAAAAUAGCCAUGAAGAUGAGUUACUAUAUAAUAUAAAUAUUUUCUCAAAUUUUGAGCCCAGGGCUGAAGAAUGUCUAAAAUUACGGAUUUCUGCGUGAUAUUAUCGCAAACGGGACACUUUUUUUCUCUCUUUAGGUAAGAAAGCAUGUGUAGUUUUAUCCUCCGCUUAAACACCCGUAUCUAGUAUGCUUUUUCUAAACCGAUUUUAUGUUAAAGUACAAUUAAAUGGGUUGUCGGUUAAAAGCACUGACGUAUGUAUAAAAAUCUCAUUUUUCCUACUUCUGUGGGACACAGGUUUUGAAACACGUCUCUCAUCCUUUUCCUGUGGCAUGCUGAAUGCCGGUGCGUUCAUACUGGAGUAUUGAUCAUACAGAAAUAGCAUUUAUUGCCUCGAAGAAGGAUAAGAUAAAUGUCAAUGACAAUUUCGGCAGUAUGUCAUAGAUUUCGACAAAGGGUCAUUUUUACGUUCUGAAGACCAAGAAGAAUACUGCUUUAAAACUGAGACAUGUUUUUUUAAAGAUCAUCAGAAUGAAUGUGGACGCACAUUUUCACAGUGGUUACGGCUCUGACAAUAGUAUAUUGCAUCUGAGGACAACUGCAUGAAACAAUCUACCGUCAAAGGAAUCUUGAUUUAACCGUUUUCUAAUUUCCUCGAUCAUUUAGGCGUACGAACACUUACGAAAGAACUGAAUCCCUAACAUUCAUCAUUUUGUUUCAUGCUUUAAAAAUUACACGGGGAUGACGGUCAGACAAACAGCAAUUGGAUUCUCUGGAAUUAAUAGCUCCCAGCUUAGUGACUAUUGUUAGCACCUGUUGUGUCCGGUCUCAGUGCCCCUUCUCCCCAUCGCUGGACAUCCUGACCAGUCCUCCACCAUGGAGAGCCUGAGCGAGCUACAGAACCCGCUCUUGGACAAGAACAGCAAGCACGUGGUCAAGGGCGACUACGGCUACAAAGGUGACUUCCCCAACAACCAGUACCAGGAGAACAUAAUCAACUACUUUGUGACGGGCGGUGGGGGCAAGGCCAAAGCCCAUCAGCUGCUGGAUGCUACCUCACUGCACCUGGCUGUGGAGGCCUUCUACAAACCCAACUUCAUCCUCUAUAAGGACGACGUCAGCGUCAAAGGCAAGGAUUAUAAAAGCGAGUGUUGCGAGACCACCUUCACGGAGAACAAGGAGGCAACAUCCGAGUGCACGCCCACCGAAGACCCCCAAGCCAAGCUACUGGGGGAGAAUGACGUGAAGAUCCAGACUGUGUCCUACGAGGUGGAGGAGGAGGAGUACCAUGAAUAUGAGAGUGACUGUUCCAGUGACAGUGAGAGCGAGGACAACUUCAUCAUGGUCCCACCGCGAGACCACCUGGGCCUGGCUAUCUUCUCCAUGCUCUGCUGUUUCUGGCCCCUGGGCAUCGCCGCCUUCUACUUCUCUCAGGGGACGAGCAAAGCCAUCGCCAAGGGAGACUUCCCGCAAGCAAGCACCGCGUCCCGUAGGGCUCUGUUCCUGGCCGCCCUGUCCAUAACGAUCGGAACAGGAGUGUACGUGGGUGUGGUGGUGGCCCUCAUUGCCUACUUGUCCAAAUCUGGACACGUAUAG
Messenger RNA from Anguilla rostrata (American eel), 2051 nucleotides. RefSeq names its product synapse differentiation-inducing gene protein 1-like. Bases 1332 to 2051 code for a protein of 239 amino acids. The transcript has 4 exons. Gene Ontology annotation, cellular component: membrane; intracellular membrane-bounded organelle. NCBI's taxonomy places the organism in Eukaryota, Metazoa, Chordata, Actinopteri, Anguilliformes, Anguillidae. The record is from RefSeq and is a predicted model, not a curated record.